AUGUCGUUUCCUGACAAACCGGUCGCUCACUUGCUCGGCUCAAAUGCCUCUCCGGGAACAUACAUCCUCACCGGCUCAGCAGACCGCAACAUCAGACUAUACAACCCGGCGUCCCAAGACCUGCCCCCGCGCUACGGCUCAGCCAUCAAUAAUAACAAGACACCGGGGACCACCAAGCCCGCCGUGCCGGAAGGCCGUCUCAUCCAGACCUACGCCGCCCACGGCUACGAGGUCCUCGACCUCUCCGUCUCCUCCGACAACGAGCGCUUCGCCUCCGUCGGCGGCGACCGCGCCGUCUUCCUCUGGGACGUCGCCACGGCCAAGACGAUCCGCCGCUUCGGCGGAAACGCGCAUGGCCACACGGCGCGCGUGAACUGCGUCUCAUUCGCGGGUGACGGCGACUCACUCGUCAUCUCGGGAGGCUUUGACACAAGCGUGCGCGUGUGGGACGCCAAGUCCAACUCGGCAAAGCCGGUGCAGGUCUUGGACGAGGCCAAGGACGCGAUCACGGCGCUCGCGGUGAGGGACGCGGAGGUCAUUGCGGGGAGCGUCGAUGGGAGGGUGAGAAGCUACGACGUUCGGAUGGGACGGUGCGUGACGGAUGUCAUCGGGGCGAGCGUGACGAGUCUCAGGCUCACGCGGGAUGGGAAGGCCAUGUUGGUCGGGUCCUUGGACAGCAAGAUCCGACUGAUGGACCGGGAGAGCGGGACGUGUUUGAAGACGUACGCGGAUGCCGGUUGGAGAAACGAAGAGUUGCGCGUGCAGGCCGUCCUCGGCAGCAAGGAAAAGUAUGUCAUUGCAGGUGAUGAGCUUACGGCCGGUACGGGACCUGCAGGCUUGAACGGCGAUGGUAAAAUAUGGGCGUGGGAUCUCAUGACGGGCAAACUGGUCGCGACGGUCCGAGUGCCAUGUCCAGAGGGUUUUGAGCCCAAGAAGAAAAUGCUAGGCAAAGAUGGCAAGGAAAAGGAGAGGAGCAACGUCAUCAGCUGCGUAGCCUGGAGGAACGACGGAUGGGGAGAUCAAUUCUGCGUCGGCGGCACUUCGGGAGUAGCCACUGUCUUUGGUUCACUCUGA
Molecule: messenger RNA, 1074 nt
Organism: Colletotrichum orchidophilum
Lineage: Eukaryota; Fungi; Ascomycota; Sordariomycetes; Glomerellales; Glomerellaceae
Product: WD domain-containing protein
Exons: 2
Coding region: 1-1074 (357 amino acids)
Biological process (GO): mRNA splicing, via spliceosome
Cellular component (GO): catalytic step 2 spliceosome
Molecular function (GO): protein binding
Source: RefSeq, a predicted model, not a curated record